Molecule: messenger RNA, 399 nt
Organism: Trypanosoma brucei brucei TREU927
Lineage: Eukaryota; Euglenozoa; Kinetoplastea; Trypanosomatida; Trypanosomatidae
Product: DNA-directed RNA polymerase II, putative
Exons: 1
Coding region: 1-399 (132 amino acids)
Biological process (GO): transcription by RNA polymerase II
Cellular component (GO): RNA polymerase III complex; RNA polymerase II, core complex; RNA polymerase I complex
Molecular function (GO): DNA binding; protein dimerization activity
Source: RefSeq, a predicted model, not a curated record
AUGUCCACCUCACAUGGCAUGCUGAUUUACAACAAUGAUAUCACUGCUGAUAGCCUUCUGGACACGAAGGACUGCCGUAAAAUUGUGGAGGAAGUGUCCAGUAAGAUGCCCAACUCCUCCCUUUUCAAACUGGACAGAGAGGACCACACUUUAGCCAACCUUCUUCGCAUGCGAUUGCACGAGAACCCACUUGUGCAUAUUGCAGGUUAUCGCGUGCCACAUCCCACGCAACACCGUGUAGAGCUACGCGUUCAGACAUCCUCCGAUGGCACCGGAAAGCCCAUUCCAACUCCGAAGGAAGCACUCCUGGAGGCGGUCGGAUCGUGCAUGAAAGACCUUGAGGAAUUUGAAGGGGCGUUCCUUCGCGAAGCGCAGAGCAAAGGUUUGGAUGUUGAAUAG